AUGGUCAUGGUUUCGGUUGUUGCAUUUACAUUUGGGCCUAUAACGCAAACAUUAAUUAUUCAUCUAUUGAACACGACGAAUGUGACCGACAAUGUUGACUUCAUCAUCACCUUGGAACAGGACUUCUAUGGGUUGGAUGUGAAAAGAAACCUGCUCCAUUACUUCAUUUUUGAAACUUGCGCUGUGGCCACCAACUACUGGGUGGCAGCAAUGUUUGGUGUUACCCUAGCCACCAUACAAUCCAUAAUUAAAAGCUCUAUUACAUUGCUCAAGUUGGUAGCGAACCGGCUAGACAGGCUGCACGAGUUUUCCGGACCGUCCUUAAAGCAAGAAUUGUCCGAAAUCAUCGACUUACACGUGGAUGCUCUAAGUUGCUUGGAACAGUUUGAAAGCUACAUUGGUUGGACUAUGCUACUACAAUUGUGCAAUUGUGUUACGAUCUGGAUCAUGUUGGUUCUGAUUUUGAGCAGUAGCUUUGACUUGAAUACGUUUAGUGUGCUGGUUCUGCUGGUGGUAACAACCGGCGAAACAUAUGCUAUUUGUAAAUGGGCAACGGAGUUAAGUGAUGCGAGCGCAGCUGUAGGAGACGUUUCCUUUCAUGCACAGUGGUACAAUCUGCCAGCGGAUGUUCAAAGGGCACACGCAUCGGUUGUGCAAAGGGCUCAGAAGCGCGAGGGUAUUAAGGUAGCUGGUUUCCAGUAUUUGGAUAUGGCAUUGUUUGAAAUGCUGGUUCGAAGGUCGUAUUCAAUUUUCAUGGUAGUACGAGAUCAGCUGUAA
Molecule: messenger RNA, 777 nt
Organism: Topomyia yanbarensis
Lineage: Eukaryota; Metazoa; Arthropoda; Insecta; Diptera; Culicidae
Product: odorant receptor 85b-like
Exons: 5
Coding region: 1-777 (258 amino acids)
Biological process (GO): sensory perception of smell; detection of chemical stimulus involved in sensory perception of smell
Cellular component (GO): plasma membrane
Molecular function (GO): olfactory receptor activity; odorant binding
Source: RefSeq, a predicted model, not a curated record